This is a messenger RNA of Cryphonectria parasitica EP155, 1426 nucleotides long. RefSeq names its product amidohydrolase 2. Gene Ontology annotation, biological process: secondary metabolic process. Bases 114 to 1217 code for a protein of 367 amino acids. Lineage: Eukaryota; Fungi; Ascomycota; Sordariomycetes; Diaporthales; Cryphonectriaceae. Gene Ontology annotation, molecular function: hydrolase activity; carboxy-lyase activity. The transcript has 4 exons. The record is from RefSeq and is a predicted model, not a curated record. Gene Ontology annotation, cellular component: cytosol; cytoplasm.
CCCAAUUAUCUCACUGACUUCAAUAUGUGUGUUUGCUGGAAGCGUGCUUUGACAUAAAACCCCAAAAUUAGCAACGGAGAGGUGGUCCUCGACACCACUCUUGCUCCUCAGACAUGGGGCAGUAUCUCACCAAAAUUAUCCAGGCGGUGAUGAAGCCAGUGGUGCGGUUUGCAGCGAAGAGGGCAUCGAGGAUACAAGCUGGAGCUGGGAGGAUUGACACGCAUAUACACUGUCUGCCGCCACAAUAUCUUGCGGAGCUCAACAAGGCUGGGGGCAACCCAUCAGGAUUCCCCACACCAGAAUGGACGCCUGAGUCCUGUCUACAGUCAAUGCAAGGAAUCGGCACCACACUCGGUAUCCUCUCCGUCUCGACCCCCGGUGCUGCGAUCCUCGGCCACGGCCCAGAAGCCCGAAAACUUGCCCGCACAUUCAACGACUAUCUCGGCGGCCUCGCUACGUCCGACAAGUACAGCCAGCAGUUCGGCUUCUUCGGCGUCGUCCCAUCCCUCGUCGACCUCGAGGGCGCCCUGGACGAGCUUGACUACCUCUUCACGGAGCAGAAGCUCUGCAGCGGCAUCACCCUCUUCACCUCGUACGGCGGCAAGCUCCUGGGCCACCCGGACUUCAAGCCCUUUUUCGCCCGGCUGCAGAAGUACAAGGCCCUCGUCUUCAUCCACCCGACCAUGCUCGACGUCCAGCCCAAAUUCGUCGGCGGCGAGAACGGCUUGCCCCAACCCAUUCUAGACUACCCCCUCGCGACGACGCGCGCCGCCGUGGAUCUCGUCAUCACGGGCACGGUGCGCGCCUGCCCGGACGUUGACUUUAUCCUCUCCCACGCGGGCGGCGCGCUCCCCUUUGUCGGCACCCGUGCCUUCGGCUCGCUCAUGAUGCCCAACCUCGCCUCCCGCUUCCCCGUCGGCGUCCUGCAGGCCCGCACGGAUGUUGGCCGCUUCUACUACGACAUUGCCCUGUCCACCACUCCGGCCCAGCUUAACGGCCUGCUGGACUUUGUCGGCAGGGGCGGCGAGGAGAGGGUACUCUUUGGCAGUGACUACCCGUAUGCCCCACAGGUCGCCAUCGACCACAUUGUGCUGGAACACACGCGUUUCGUGCAAAACGACGUGAGGGGUCCCAGACUGAGCGCCGAGCGGUUGCGGGGCAAUGCCGUGAGGCUGUUGAACAAGCAUGCUUUUGAGGGGAGGGAGCUGGAGGCCUAAUAUGGAGGAACAACAGGAGAGAGGACCAGCAACAGAGCAUGAACAGUUCGGGAAGGAAGAGAUGUCUUUGACUUGUUGAAGGUUUGUUGACAGUCUGUCGCACCCGAUACCACUUGACAUCUUGGGAAGAAGAGGAAUAUACUCGCAAACCCAAGCUGAGAAUACACAGAGGUGUUUCUGAGUCGUUCAAUGACAAAACCUCUCCCUCC